Diachasmimorpha longicaudata is the source of this 1995-nucleotide messenger RNA. RefSeq names its product Vacuolar protein sorting 4 (gene Vps4). Gene Ontology annotation, molecular function: ATP binding; ATP hydrolysis activity. The record is from RefSeq and is a predicted model, not a curated record. The transcript is spliced from 4 exons. Lineage: Eukaryota; Metazoa; Arthropoda; Insecta; Hymenoptera; Braconidae. Bases 120 to 1442 code for a protein of 440 amino acids. Gene Ontology annotation, biological process: vacuole organization; endosomal transport.
CCCCUCCGCAAGCUGGCCUUUCUAGAGGUACUCCGACCUCCCCAUCAAAUACCUUAAUGUGUUUCUGAGUUGCAAUAGUGAAGUGUGAUCACAGGUUUUUUAUAAAAUAACAUUGUAACAUGGCCGGUGGCACGAUACUACAGAAAGCCAUUGAUUUGGUCACAAAAGCUACGGAAGAGGAUAAGAAGAAGAAUUAUGAGGAGGCAUUGAAGUAUUACGAGCACGGAGUCGAGUACUUCCUUCAUUCCAUCAAGUAUGAAGCCCAGGGCGAGCGUGCGAAAGACAGUAUACGACAGAAAUGUCAGCAGUACCUCGACAGGGCGGAAAAGCUAAAAGCCUAUCUGAAGAAAGGGAAGAAGAAGCCCGUGGCAACGGGUGAGGAAGGCGCCAAAGAGGACAAGAAGAGUGACAGCGGUGACAGUGACUCGGAGAUUGAUCCCGAGAAGAAGAAGCUCCAGCACAUGCUGGAGGGAGCAAUAGUGGUGGAGAAGCCCAACGUCAAGUGGAGUGAUGUUGCUGGCCUGGAGUCAGCCAAAGAUGCCCUGAAGGAGGCUGUUAUUCUCCCUAUUCAGUUUCCCCACUUGUUCAAAGGCAAAAGAAUGCCAUGGAGGGGAAUUCUACUGUUCGGCCUUCCUGGGACUGGCAAGUCUUAUCUUGCCAAGGCUGUCGCCACAGAGGCGGGUAAUUCAACCUUCUUGUCAGUCUCUUCCUCGGAUUUAGUCAGCAAAUGGCAGGGGGAAUCCGCCAAACUCAUCAAGAAUCUGUUUGACCUUGCGAGGCAGAGGAAACCCAGCAUCAUCUUCAUCGAUGAAAUUGACUCAUUGUGCUCGUCUAGGAGUGACAAUGAGUCUGACUCUGAGAGAAGAAUCAAGACUCAGUUUCUGGUGCAGAUGCAGGGCGUUGGCAGUGAUAACGAUGGAAUUCUGGUGCUGGGGGCCACCAACACUCCCUGGGUUCUCGAUGCAGCUAUCAGGAGACGAUUUGAGAAACGUAUUCAUAUUCCUCUGCCUGAUGAGAUAGCCCGAGCCGCCAUGUUCAAACUCCAUCUGAGGCAGAAUGCCCACACACUGACGGAGGAGGACUUCAAGCAGUUGGCUGCUGAUUCUGAUGGAUACUCUGGAGAUGACAUUCGAGUCAUUGUUCGCGAGGCUCUCAUGGAGCCCAUCAGACUUGUACAGAGCGCUACACAUUUCAAGAAAGUCAGUGGACCGUCCCCUAAAGAUCCUUCGGUCAUUGUCGAUAAUCUGCUGACUCCUUGCUCUCCUGGGGAUCCAGGGGCCAUCGAAAUGAGCUGGACUGAUGUCAAGAGCGAUGAACUUUUCGAGGCACCUGUCACGAUGAAACACUUGCUGAAAGCUCUCGCCACAACCCGUCCAACUGUCAAUCAGGAAGACAUAACACAACUAGAAAAAUUCAGGGAGGACUUCGGCCAGGAAGGUUGAACGCUUCGGCGAUAUAUAUUUUUUAUAUGCCACCCAGUUAUCUCGCCUUAAGAAGAUUCUUAUUUUUUAUCUAAAGUGAAAAUUCUAAGAAAAACUCUUGGAUUAAUUAAAUGCCCGAAUUUUUUUUAUCCUCUUUCUGCUCCCUGUUUGCCUGAUGAUUUAAUUAACUAUCUCUUGAAAGAUAAGGGAAUAAAAUUUCUUAGGCAAUCCUAACACAUAAGCUGAAUCGAACAGAUCAUAAUACUAUUUGUAAAUGUGAUAAUCUUGAAUCUAGAAAAGCUGAGUUCAAUUUCGUGCAUAUUUAUUUCGCCCCAAGAGGAAGACAAGUCUCACGAGUGGAAAAAAUCUAUUAUCCAUGUUUAACAAUUCUACUUUAUAAUUAAAUGAAAAAUUGAAAUUGCAUUGUAUAUGUAUAUUUAUCUGUGACACACUAGAAUAAAUUCACCACUGUUCUCCAAUGUAAAUUUUUAUGAUAUCCCGAAUAAACGUGGCAUGUCGAUACAUGGCAUGUUCAAUAAAGCUUACAGUAAUAAAUAUGUACAGAAAUCAAACA